AUGAUUUCGAAUUACUUGUUGACGGAUUGUGAACACGAUGGAGAUAUGAUCGCUGAACUUUGUCAGAUGAUGCAAGAAUUGUUCCAAAAUAAUUACGAACAGUAUAUUGUUAGCAAAUUACAUGCAAGUUUUCUUCGCAUCGCUUCGAAUACUACUUUUUUUUUGUUUCAGGAACUACUUUUCCAUCUUCCACACUGUAUUUUGUUAUUUGGGAAUCCAGCAUUGGUUUCAACAUCUGGGUUCGAAACAUUGUAUCGAUAUUUGCUCUCCGAUUUCCACGCAUCGAUCACGAAAAAUUUCGUGCGAAUCGCGUCUUCGAGGUUUGUCAGCUUUGGUUUCAUUUUUCGAUAAAAAAACCGUUUUCAUUGUAGAUUUGUGGUCAACAUAUUCAUGAGAGAAGAAGUCAGAAUUAGAAGUGAAGCCGAUUGUUUAUCAGAUACAUUGAAAGGCUUAUUGAAGGAAAAACCGGCUUGGAAAAAUCGAACCAUCAACUCCUUCGAUGUGAUUGAUAGAAACAUUGUGGAUGGAAUUGAUGUUGUGAUCGGAAGUGAUGUUAAAUAUUUUUCGUCGAUAACUUUCACAUAUUCGACCCUAAAAUCGCACAAAUACAAUUCAAAAAAUGGAAGCUUCAGAAAUGGAAUUGUGUUUUACCAGAAGGAUGUAAUGAAAGUUGGAAGAUUUGUGCUAGCCGCCACCCAAUCCGACGAUCAUUAUAUAGUAGUCGAACCCUUGUCCGAAAAGCUACGAAGUCAGCAUUUUGAGAAUUUGAAAAAAGAAAUCGAUGAAAUAGCUGAUAUUGGAUUGAGACAAAAUGCGAGGAAAAUGUUGAAACAAUUGAAAGGAUAUCGAGGAAUUGUUGAAGGCAAGUGGUCCGGUGGUAGAGAUCUUGUUGAAGUUGAAGAAAUCUUAGGAAUAGGCUGCUAUUUUAAGAGCGAUGAAGAUAUAAUAUGCCUGCAACUCAAUGGCGUCCCAGUUCAUAAAUAA
This is a messenger RNA of Caenorhabditis angaria, 984 nucleotides long. NCBI's taxonomy places the organism in Eukaryota, Metazoa, Nematoda, Chromadorea, Rhabditida, Rhabditidae. The record is from the annotation of a GenBank genome assembly.